AUGGCGCACCAACUUGAGAUGCAUCUAAGUCUGCCGAAGAGCGAGUUCGGGAAAUUGUCUAUCCCGUAUUUGUCACAUGAGAUUAGCGCUGAAGGAAUCAGGGCAACACUGAAGAUCGCUAAGGGUGUUCAGGAUUUACCGUUCCCAACCGCAAUGAAGGGAGUGCAAUCUUUCUUGGGCAGCCUGAAUUAUUAUCACAAAUUCAUCGAAGACUAUCCUGUGAUUGCAGCCUCCCUGUAUGAACUCUCGGAUGGCCAAGUACGUUCAGGGCGAGAUCUAUUCAGGGCAAAGCAGGCGUUCGAACUCCUGAAACACAAGAUCGUGUCGACCCCAGUAUUGAGGCACCUUGACAGGAACAAACCAUUCGUUAUUAUACCCCAUGCAAAUCAAUGGGCUGCCUGUGCGUUCCUGGGUCAAGAAAAUGAUGGUUUGAUCCAGCCAGUGCGCUUUACGGGGCGUGUUCUCCACGACGCGGAGUUGAGAUACCACAUCGCAGAAAAGGAGACCAUCGCCGUGUUGAGGCUGCUACAGGUGUUCAGAACACUCAUUCAGGGUUGUCCUCUCAUCGUGUACACUAGACACUCGGUUCUGAAGUGGAUCAUGAAAUCCAAGACGGCAGAUGGGAGAUGUGUACCCUGGGGUGUUCUACUUUCCCAGUGGAAUUUAGAUGUCAGGAAGAUCCAGCGAGAUGAAGAUGGAUUAGCUGCCAUCCUGGGCGCCGGUAUCACACCUCAAGAGCAUUUAGACGAAGUCGCCGAGGAACUCAUUCCUGCCAAGGGGCGUGCGAAACCGCCGCCAAUAAUCAGUGUAAAGAUGUUGGAGAAUACUUUCCAGGGCAUUGUUCGAUGGCGCUGCGAAGACGUUUACCCGGCAAGCUGUGGUUGUAUUUUGUGGGAACUCCCUGGAUGGAAAAUCCUGGAUGCACAGGGUUUCAUCCUGGAGGAUGUCACUGUGAAUGACGCCGAGUACUGUGGACUCCUGAAUGGUUUAACCAUGACACAAGCCAUGGGCGUCAGAGACUUGAUCGCUGUCGGUGAUUCACGAAUCGUCAUCCAGCAAGUGCAGGGUCUGAUCAAUUGUAAUCAGCCUAACCUGCAAAGACGAUUGGCCAGUUGUGAAGCAUUGAAAGCAAAGUUCGAUUCAGUAAGACUGGUACACGUCAAGCGGGAUUUCAACCAGGCAGCGGAUUACCUGACUUCCAAGACACUGUUGCUUGGGAGAUCCUGGAGUGUCCAAGAAGAUGGAGAACGUCAACACCUGGAGCGAGUGUCCAAGAUUCAAGAGAAGUUGAUGAAGUCAGCUGAGAUUCACUUGGUGACUGGUCAUUCAGGGAUGAAGAAGGGUGCCCAGACAAUCCUGGAUGCCCCCUGCCCUGGAUGUCAUGGCAGCUCCACUGCCACGUGCAGCCAAAAUCUUGGUUGCCGUGACACGGGCUAA
Messenger RNA from Phytophthora megakarya, 1437 nucleotides. Lineage: Eukaryota; Oomycota; Peronosporomycetes; Peronosporales; Peronosporaceae. The record is from the annotation of a GenBank genome assembly.